UGGGUAUAUUUGUUUAUAUUGGGACGUUUAUGUGAGUAAAAGAGAUGUAUAGCGGGUGCUGUGCAAAAGAUGGCGAGCAAAAUGUUUUUUUCUAGCCUGAAAGAGAUGCAGAGAUGAACAACUGAUAUGACAUGUUUAGUUUGUGUGAAAGAGACCAUUAUGCAUUGCAAAGGGGUGUUUUUAAUUUGUUUAAAGGUGUCGAGAUUGUCACACAGACUGUUUGCUAGUUUAUUUAAUUAUUAAGUUAAUUUGUUUUAAAAAUAGCAUCAUAUCAGUAUCAUAAUAAAACAUUAUAAUUCCAGUAUGAAUGGUUGAAUUUGUUUGUUGUAUUGUGACGUCUUCGUUGUUAUUAUGCCUACUCAUUCGUUGUUGUUGUGUUUAUUCCGUGUACAGGAGUAAGUUUUGCUGAGACAUGUUUGCGUUUACGUAUUAAAUAGAAACACUAGUAGGAAUAUAUUGAAGGGUAUAUAUUUUUCUACUAAUCGUACGUUAUAUUAUACAAAUUUAUCCACAUAUAGUUCGACAUUGGACCAGAGAUAGAUUAUGUUGGUAGACAUACUAGGGGAGGCUUGGACCGAUAUGGGACAGUACAGCCAUUGAUGAUCAUGAUUUACUCUACCUCAUAAAAUCAAUUUUACUGUGUUAAUUGAAGUAAUUUGUCUCUUUUCGUUCAAUUAUAUAUACGUUAUAAAAAAGGCGAUAUUAAUUUAGUAAAAUUAAUAACUGUGUACGUUUUGUUUUGUGUUCAUAACAUUAUUCUUGUAUGCACGCUUGGGCAUUGCUUGAUAACAAACCUUUCGCUACAGGUACAAAGCUAUCACCGCACGGCGCUCACAAACGCACUCUUCACAGAUUUCCCCGAAGUUCUAAUUUUAACCAUAUUGUACAAAAAUACGAAGGACCAAAAUGUAAACAAAACCUUAACCAAAAAUUAACAGCUGCUGAUACUAUAGCCGUGUAUAAAGACAAUGUCAGUUGUUCUAGUACAUUUUCUUUACAGUCUCUAGAUUCGAUUCCUAAAUAUCAUAUGCGUACCAGGUCUUUGCCAAGAAAACUGAAAACUGAAUUCACACCUGUCUACAGAACUAGGUCCCAUGGCGCAUUCGUUAAUUCAUACAUAAAUAAUCCUGAACCCGAACACUUCCAUGUACCAAAAUGCGACAGCUGCGGCUUCAUAAAUAAUACAUAUGCAUGGGAAAUGCGCAAAAUUGAUCCUAGAUAUAAACAAUACGGAUCCUUAUAUUAUUCUAUUGAUAAUUUAGCAAACGGUGUCGAAGAACUUAAAAUGGACUCAAAACCAAAGAUUACCCAAACAAGUGAUAGUGAUGAGGUGCCAACACUGGACUUGAAGUGUGAAGAAGAAUUUGUUGAGAGUCAAGAAUUUAAUGAAGAUAACUAUUUUGAUGAUGUAACCAACUGCUUAUCGGAAAAUCAUAUAGAAACUGCUGAAGUUCAACGAGCUGAGGACGCAAAAAGUGAGGGUAUUUUCAGAGCCGAAUAUGUAACAGUUCAAACUCAGACUGACUUCAGUUAUAACACACUUGACUCCGAAGGUGAGUACCACAGCUUUACAGAGGAUAUGUUGGAAGAUAUUGAUGCUGUUGUGUAUGAAAGUCCAGUUAAAAAUCUCGUCGACAAAGAUAUAAGAGAUUAUUCGGUACCAAUUAACUUCUACUGCGAAGAAUAUGGAAAGAAAGACAGCCCAAGGGUUUCUCCGUUAAAGAAGAAAGAAGCUCCUAAAAAUAUAUUAGAACCUAUUUUGGAGGAAUCCAAAAGUUAUGAAGAAUCAACAAGUGACAGCAAUAAAACUCAACACUCCGAAACAGAUUUAACCGACCCAAAAAUUGUACCAAAAAACGAAGAAAUAGAUACACAUCCUUUUUUUGAAGAUUUCAAACGACCUAAAGAGCCACCUAAACGCGAAUCCUUACAUCAAAAUGAUGCAAGAUCUAGUUGUGGAAUGAGUACCUUAUCAACUGUUAAUAGUUUCGAUUCUACAGCUGAAUUUGAAAAAUUGGAAGCGGUUACAGAAAUAAUAGAUUUAAUCUUGGGUAAGAUAAAUUUUGUUGUUGAUCGUAAUGAAAAUCUGUUUGCGAAAAGCAUUCAAGAUGCUAACAGUGAACCGAAUGGGUUAUUUUCUAUAACUGAUAUUAUUAGUGAUAUCGAAAAUAAUGUUCUAGAUCAUACACCCGUUGAUAUUUCCGACUCUUUCAUGACUGAUUCGUUAAGAGUAGCUGAAGCAGUUUUGUAUUAUAUUUUUAAUAGAGCUAUCUGUUCGAGUCAUAGUCGGAAAUCAAAACAGAUAACUAAAACAGUUAUAACAAUUGUUGAUGUUGAAGAUAUUUUGCUAACGACGUCGCGGGAGUGGAUGGGAAUUUUUCAUGAUUUCACUUUCAAUGAAAUUAGUGAUGUUAUAGUAGAUACACCUGAUACUAACAAAGGCAGACAACAGUUUGAUAAUAAGUCUGAAGAAGUACAUAUAGUACUUAAUAUGAGUCACGGUGUACCUCUGUAUUUAGACAACAUAGGCUCAACAAAUACAUCUGACAGCAAUGAAGAUUUACCAUUUUAUGGAAAUGACAGUGAUUUUCCUGAUUGCCCACCAGACGCCACACCCAAAAGUGAAGAUAAUAAAAACUCUGAUAACAAUGAAUUCAAUUUGAAUGCUAAUCAUAAUUUCGAGGAAUCGUCAGAUACAAUAUGUGAUUUGCUAGAAAAAUCAAUAAAUACUAUUUCACAUCUUAAAGAGGAUAUGAAUGAAACGUUUGUUAUUCAGGAUAAAAUGAAUGAAGCAUUUGUGGAUUCGCAAUUCAGUCAUUCAUCAACUCCACAGAGAGUGGUUUUCGAAUGUCACGAGUCGCCUAUAAAUGCGAGUCGGUAUGAAAGAGAUGAUUCCAUACUUUCUCCCUUCUUAAAGAAGACUCAAGUACUCUCAAUGUCCCAGACAGAGCACCGAGGCGGUAUAAAGUAUUGGGUGUCCUUCUCCGAUGAUAUAGAAACGGAAAAGGAUGGUAGAUCCUUAAAAAAGUUCAACGACGAUUCGGUACCUAGCUAUUACGUCGUUGAUUUUGAAGAGAACGAUAAUGGCAAAGUGCUGGAAAGGAAUGAUUUCUCCAACGAGACAUUUUCAAAUUAUGACAGUUGUGAGUCCGAGAAAAUGGAAGGAAAGUUGAUUUACGAUUUACGAGAAAAACGCCGAAUGUCUAGAAGUUGGCCACCGACUGAUGAGUCGUUGUUUUAUAGAAUUCUAUCCAAUUUUAGAAUGUCCCAGAGCUUUGAAUUAAGCGAUCUUAAUUAUACUAAAUUUGAAAAUAGUUUGUAAUAAUAUUUAGACAGGAAUUCAGAAAUAAUAAUUAUUGCUAAUGAGGAAUAUCUCCAUAAGAUUUUAGGAUAAGAUAACAAAUAUGUUGGACUGCCUAAGGGGCGAAUUGCGGCCAUAAUUAUUCUUAUUUUUUCAUUCUAUUUAUCAAUCAUUUGCGGCUAAAUUAAUUUACCCUGUAAAACAAUAAUUGUUUUUAGCUCGAAGGUAGACGCAGAAUAAAAAAAAUACAAAAGCAGGAAUACUUAUAGUACGAAGAACUGGCAUUGUCUUCAUUUCAACGGCUUAUUAACGGUUAAACGCAAGUGAAGUUAUAGUUUUUAUAUUGGUCUUUGUCAUUCAUUGCACUGUGUAUAUUGUGUUAUUUUAUGUUAAUGUCAAACAAAUUAUUAUUCAAACAAACAA
Messenger RNA from Pieris brassicae (large cabbage white), 3724 nucleotides. RefSeq lists its product as uncharacterized. The coding region runs from base 764 to 3322 and encodes 852 amino acids. The record is from RefSeq and is a predicted model, not a curated record. Lineage: Eukaryota; Metazoa; Arthropoda; Insecta; Lepidoptera; Pieridae. The transcript has a single exon.